Phalaenopsis equestris is the source of this 1533-nucleotide messenger RNA. RefSeq names its product beta-1,3-galactosyltransferase 7-like. The record is from RefSeq and is a predicted model, not a curated record. Gene Ontology annotation, cellular component: Golgi membrane. The transcript is spliced from 11 exons. The coding region runs from base 233 to 1438 and encodes 401 amino acids. Gene Ontology annotation, molecular function: beta-1,3-galactosyltransferase activity. NCBI's taxonomy places the organism in Eukaryota, Viridiplantae, Streptophyta, Magnoliopsida, Asparagales, Orchidaceae.
UUUUUUAUAAGCUGAGGAAAUGGAGGGGCGAUCAGCUUCUUCCUCUUUCCUUCUUCUACGCAGGAGCUUUCUCGACUCUCACAGUCUCCCGUCUUUGAAGCCGUCGCCUUUGACUUCCUCUCGCUUUCCGAGAUUGCGGGUCUUCUUCUCCUUUCGAAUCUGCUCUGUUUUUCAAUAAAGGCGCGGUCUUUGUUCGAAUCGAGGAGGAGAUUCGGGAGAGAAGGGGAAGAAAAUGAUGAAGGCGAGGGUCAAUGGAGGUGCGGAGAAGAGGGUGUCGACGAGAUGGAUCAUUUUGCUUUGCGUCGCGAGCUUCGGCCUCGGAAUGCUAUUCACUGAUAGGUUUCCGGAUUUGAAUAAACGGGUAGAUUCGAACAAACAGAUGAUCUCGCAGGGGAGGAAGGAGCAGGAGCUCCAUGUUGUAUCGGAAGAUUGCGCGACUAGGAAGAAGGUUGAUCUUGACAAGGAUGUAAUGGGGGAGGUCACGAGAACCCAUGAAGCCUUACAAUCUUUGGAUAAGACGAUAUCAACGCUACAGAUGGAGCUGGCGGUAACCAGAAGCUCUCAUGAGCUUACAGGCUCUAAUGGGUCUCCAACCAUUACAGCUUCCAGCCAGCAGAAAAAGAAGGCUUUUAUUGUUAUUGGGAUCAAUACAGCAUUUAGUAGCAGGAAGAGGCGUGAUUCUGUCAGAGAUACCUGGAUGCCUCAAGGUGAGAAGCUAAAAGAACUCGAACGGGAGAAGGGCAUCAUUAUCCGGUUUAUGAUUGGCCACAGCGCUACGUCGAAUAGCAUUCUCGAUAGGGCAAUUGAUUCCGAAGAAGAACAACAUAAUGACUUUCUGAGACUGGAUCAUGUUGAAGGGUAUCAUGAAUUAUCUGCAAAAACAAAGAUAUUCUUUUCCACAGCAGUUACUCUUUGGGAUGCUGAAUUUUAUGUCAAGGUGGAUGAUGAUGUCCAUGUAAACUUAGGUAUGCUAGCCGCAACUCUCUCUCGCCAUAGGUCCAAACCAAGGGUCUACGUCGGGUGCAUGAAAUCUGGUCCAGUUCUCUCAAAUAAGAAUGUAAAGUAUCACGAGCCCGAAUACUGGAAAUUUGGCGAAGAAGGGAACAAAUACUUCCGCCAUGCGACCGGCCAGAUCUACGCCAUCUCGAAAGAUCUGGCAACCUUCAUUUCUAUAAACCAGCCUAUACUUCACAAGUAUGCAAAUGAAGAUGUUUCUCUUGGUGCAUGGUUUAUUGGGCUUGAUGUUGAACAUAUUGAUGACAGGAACAUGUGCUGUGGAACUCCUCCAGAUUGUGAAUGGAAGGCUCAAGCAGGGAAUGUGUGCGUGGCAUCAUUUGAUUGGAGCUGCAGCGGCAUCUGCAAGUCUGUGGAGAGAAUAAAGGACGUGCACGCUCGUUGUGGGGAAGGAGAUGGAGCUGUGUGGGGAGCUCUCCUCUGACCGACCUCCAUUGUUUCUUACUGCUGUUACUGUGUUCUUGUAUUGGGGACGACGAUUCUCACUCUCUCGCUGGGUCUCUACAGCUUCGAGACUCG